Molecule: messenger RNA, 837 nt
Organism: Entamoeba invadens IP1
Lineage: Eukaryota; Evosea; Mastigamoebida; Endamoebidae
Product: ankyrin repeat-containing protein, putative
Exons: 1
Coding region: 1-837 (278 amino acids)
Cellular component (GO): cytoplasm
Molecular function (GO): protein binding
Source: RefSeq, a predicted model, not a curated record
AUGGAAAACAAAACAAAUGCCGAGAACAAAACUGUGUGCGAUGAUAAACCAUGCGAUGUCACAACACCACGAGCUCGUUACACAGUUCUUGGGACUGUUGCAAAGUACGCAUACAUGCUUUUUGAGACCGACCAAGAGACACUCUUCAGAGCAAUUUAUGAAGGCGACAUGAAUAAAGUUGUCGAUUUGUUUGAGAAGAAAGUUGAUUUCCACGGGUCCGACGACGAAGGAAAUUCGGUAUUGCACGCCGCUGUGUUUGGAAGACAGAUUGGAAUGCUGAACAUGCUUCUCGGGAUGGGGAUAUCGCCAAACAGAGUGAAUCAUAAUGGUGAAAACAUUUUGAUGGUCGCAAUUAAACUUGGCUUCAAUGACAUUUGCGAAGAAAUCAUGAAGAUCAAGGACUUCAACUACGGACUGACUGACCUUCAAGGCCAGUCGUUACUCCAUUACUGCGCAAUUUAUGGAAGAGCCAUCAUGGCAGAGGAAAUUUUGAAACACGACGUGAACGUUGAUUCAGUCGACUUUAAUUACAACUCAAGCCUCCAUGUUUGUUGUUUACACAAUUCUCACAACGUUGCAAAGGUAUUGCUCGACCACAAUUGCAGAACAACACAGAAAAACCUCCGUUUGCUUAUCCCAAUCGAGAUUGCAGUCAAAAUGGAAGACAGAGAAAUGGUCAAGCUUAUUUUCACUAAGAUGAGAGGAGAGAACUUUGAAAACCUCGACGAGGCUGUUGACGAGAUGAUGAAGGGGAAGGAAGACCCCUUGAUGGUCCUCAACAAGUCACCAUCUCAGUUCACCCCACACACCAGACAGGAGCCAGUUAGAACUGAAUAA